This is a messenger RNA of Eruca vesicaria subsp. sativa (arugula), 1113 nucleotides long. The record is from the annotation of a GenBank genome assembly. NCBI's taxonomy places the organism in Eukaryota, Viridiplantae, Streptophyta, Magnoliopsida, Brassicales, Brassicaceae.
AUGAAAGGAGGGUACGUUGAUGACAAGACGCCGGAUAUGCGAUUUGGCAUUGGUGCUCUUGUCUACGAAGCGAGGACCGUGAUUCGGAAUCAUGACUCGCGUUUGGUUCAGAGGAGGGUCUGGAGAGAACAGAGGCCUAGUAGUAGUGAUGACAUGGAGAAUAAUGAAGUAGUUACGGUGGUUAGAGCAGAGGAGGAGGUGUUUGUACCGUUGAUUGAAAGUAGAGCUGAGGAGAGUUCAGAGACUUGUCUUGAAGGGAUUGGGUUGGGGUCAUCGGGUGCUAUUAAGUUGGGGACUUUCAUUACUGAAUGGGAUGAAGGUAAAGCUACUUGCAAAGAGAUGCCUGCUACUAAGGAGUCUGCUCAGAUGUAUGCUGAGCGUUUGGCAGAGCUUUCUACUUCUCUAGGUUUUGAUGGAUGGUUGGUUCCUAAUUUGAAGGAGUUCAUAAGCCAUCUAACAAAAGUCUUGCAUUUAUCUACGCCUGGGGAUUUGGUUAUAUGGUACGACAGUGUCACUGCUUGUGGCGAUCUUGAAUGGCAUGAUCAGUUGAAUGAGGAAACUAGAGAAGCGAGAGCCAAGCUUGUAAGUAUUGAAGAGAAGCUUUCUGAGGAAGUCCAGAGGCUACAGGAGGAGGUUUCCAGUACCCUAGAGUCACUAAAGAGAAAAGGAUGCCGGAGCUUGAAGCAGAGAAGAAAGUGGCUGCCUCAACGAGGAAUUUCAAAGAAGCUGGAAGAAUCAGCAGAACUUAAGUCCUUAAAUCUAGAAAAGGAUAAGAUACAGAUCGAAACAGGACAAGCUAAUGCUGAGCUCGAGAAAGCAGAGCAGGAGAUUGAAGAAACAAUCGAGAGGCUACAAGAGUUAGAGAGAGGUUGUGGAUUGACAGUGGCACUGCAAAAGCAAAGAGAUCAGCUGAAAGAUCUGGAAGAAGCUAAUCUUCUACUUGAGGAAGCACAGGAAGCAGAGUCCGAAGCAGAGAAGCUUAAACUCACAUGCGGUCUCAAAGAAGAAGACGAAGAAAAAGAAGAGGCUAAAGAAUGUUUUGUCUCGAUGGAACUUAUAGCUACCUUUCGUCUGAAGAAACUACAAGAACUCGCAGAAUCUGUUCCGUCGUAA